AUGCGUGGUUGCAAUGGUGUCGUGCAACUCUCAUCUAAUGUGGCCAUCACCGGAUCUGAGCGGAGUCAAUCUCUCGGACGAAGUGAGGACGAAGAGGAUAUCCAGAUGACAAAACUCGAUAAAUUGGCUGUUCGAGUCGUGAAAAGAGUAGCUGAAACAAAUGAGCUGAGCGCAGAUGAAGGACGAAACAGCAUAGCACUUGUUUCCCUGCAUGAUGCACAUGCUAAACUUGCAGCAAAAGGACAUAACCUUCAGGCCGAAAUGACGACAGAUGCAGAUGGAAGUGUGCAACGAGAACAGCCAGAUAACAACUCGGAUAGUGUUGAAUCCGUAGGGCAUAGUGGGGCAAGUUUUGUUUUAUCGUUUGAUUUGAAACUAACUGCAACGGAGUCAAAUUGCAGAGUACGCCAGAAUGGCGUGCAUAAUGCAGCUUUUUUGAUUUUCCUGAUUUUUACGACAUAUCCGCCCGGCUGA
Molecule: messenger RNA, 474 nt
Organism: Cooperia oncophora
Lineage: Eukaryota; Metazoa; Nematoda; Chromadorea; Rhabditida; Trichostrongylidae
Source: the annotation of a GenBank genome assembly